Molecule: messenger RNA, 567 nt
Organism: Rotaria sp. Silwood2
Lineage: Eukaryota; Metazoa; Rotifera; Eurotatoria; Philodinida; Philodinidae
Source: the annotation of a GenBank genome assembly
AUGAAUGAUAAACGAAGUCACCACAGAGCAUCUAUAUUAACAAAUGGAAAAAUCUUAAUUACUGGUGGAUAUGAUUCUAUUAUUAGUUCUGCUAUAAAGAAUACUGAGUUAUAUGAUCUAUCAACAGAAACUUGGGCAAUGACUAGAAAUAUGAAUUAUGUACGAUAUCUACACACGGCAUCCGUAUUAAAAAACGAAAAAGUACUAGUCGCUGGUGGAUAUAAUAAAAGUACUAGUCUAAAUAGUGCUGAAUUGUAUGAUCCAUCAACAGGAACUUGGAAAAUAACUGAUAAUUUGAAUAAUGGAAGAUAUUACCAUACAGCAUCUAUAUUAAAAAAUGAAAGAGUGUUAGUUACUGGUGGAUAUAAUCUUGGUUUUGCUAUAAAUAGUAUUGAGUUGUAUGAUCCAUUAACAGGAAUAUGGGCAAUGACUGAUAGUUUGAAUAAUGCUCGAGGAAGCCAUUCGGCAUCCGUAUUAACAAAUGGUGAGGUGUUUGUUCCUGGUGGAUUGUAUAAUUUUGCUUUAAAUACUGCAAAAUUAUAUGAACUCUCUCAAGCAAAUGAAUAG